AACAUUCUCAAUGGAGGAAGAAAACUGCGCUGGAAACACAAACGCAGGCGUCCGGCUGCCUCUGUCCUCCCUGCGGCUGCUCGUCCCGCCGCUGCAUCUCAUCUGCGCUUUCAUGUGGCAGGUGCUGCAGCAGAAAAGUGUGAUGCAUUAUGGGAAGUUGGAGGAGUUCGUCUCCAUGGUGACAGAGAAGCUGCCGCAGUUGCUGGGUUACAGACAGAGAGUUCAGCUGAUGCUGGGACUGAGAGCCAGAAUGGUUUUGGAGUUGUGUCGUGAUUCAGCUGAUGUUAGAAGCAUUCAGGCACAUCUGGACAAAAUCCGGAUCCCAGCGCCGCCGGCCGGACUGCCAGCUGGUCUUGAUGCUGAUUUGGGACAUUCAGUGUUUAAUUUCAAAGCUUUGGUUCUGGCACUCAUCAAAGACCCGGUUGAGAAAGCUUAUUUCUUUCAGGAAGUGUUUCCUGCAGAAUAUGGAGCUCAAUACGACACGGCUCUUAAAGAGCUCAUGUGGGAACUUCUGUCCAGCCUGGAGAAACUGCUUCCUGUGCCAGACAUAAAAAAAACGGUGUCAUUGCUCUCUUCUGCCCCUGCUGGUCUGGAGGAAUAUAUGCAGACCAACCCCAAUGACCUGCACAUUCUUCUGCAGCAGCAUCAACUGUUUGGAGGUUCAGAAAGUCAGAGUUGGCAGAAAGGAUCCAAAGUGGGGUCUGUUCCUCGUUCAUCUGGUGAAUGGAUUCUGUCGUCGCUGUCCAUCCCUCCGUCCGCCCGUGUCGUCGUUACUGGUGACCCCGUACAGCUCUAUCAUGUCCAGACGUCCAGCGUCGCCAUCUUGACUCCGGCCGCUCUUGGUCAGCUGAGCUCGGACGGCAUCAUCGUUACCGACUACAUGGAGGUGGAGCUGAGCAGCCACGACAUCUCUGACGAGCUGAUGGAGGCAAGCGCGACACACGUGGAUGGAGAUGUGGAGGAGAAGCCGAGCAGCGGCAGCGUGGAGGUGCUGUUAGAUGACGAACGUUCUUCUGCGAGCGAGAGCGUGGAGGAACCUUUGAGCGGUGUGGAACCAAAUACUUUAAAUGACAAACUGACAAAAUGUGAUGUGACGUGUGAGACUGUGAGCGUUGCCACGGCAACGACAUCCCAUAAUGAACCUGCCGUGGCUGGAAUGAGCAUCACAAACGCACAGAAUGAUGAGCGCACACAGGACACGCUGAUGGAAGUGAAAGAGCCUGCUGAUGUCACUCCUGAUGCAGGAAGUGAUGCAGCUGCGUUACAGGAAGUCAAAACACCACCUGUAACAGAUGUCGUCCAGACGUCCCCUCCGCGGAGAGGGCGAGGGAGACCGAGGAAGAGCGUAGCAAUGACUGACAAAAACAUGGUAAAAACAACCCUCCGAAGAGGACGACCCGCAUCCGUUAAACAGGAGAACCGCACAGAGGAGAGGAGUUCUGAAACACCGCAUGGAGAGAAUAAAGACGCCUCCAAUAAGCAGUCCGACAGAUCUGGAACACCUGGAGUGGUGACUAGAGCGCCUUCUACUAGCCAGUAUCACACACGCAAAUCCCGCAAGACUGAACCAUCGAGAGAAGAGUCCGUUGACAACCCUCGUGCUCGCUACCUGUGCAACACCUGCGGCCGUAAGUUCACCCGCAGCUCUGAUGUGCGUCGACACCAGCUCACGCACACAGGAGAGCGUCCGUUCCACUGCAGCCACUGCGAGAAGACGUUCCAGCACGCAUGGGAUCUGACCAAACACUGCCGAAAAAUGCACGAUGAGGCCGCAUUCACGUGCCAGCUGUGCGCAAGCAGCUUCGCUAACCUGCGCCUCCUGAGGGCCCACCACAAGAGAGACCAUCGCGGUGACCUGCCGCAUUACUGCUCCAUCUGCGGCGAAACCAGCCCGACGGCCGCUGCGCUCAUUCAGCACCGCAAGACACACAGCAUCACGCAGCAGUAUCGCUGCGAACAGUGCGGCAAGGGUUUCGACACAUUACUGCAGCGAUCCGUACAUCGGCAGAGCCAUCUCAAACGCCUCCACUUCAAAUGUCCGCUGUGCGAUAAAAUGUACACGCGCCGCACGGAUGUGAAGAGGCACCAGUUGAGUCACACGGGCGAGCGGCCGCAUCAGUGCUCGCUCUGUGGGAAACGCUUCAGUCUGCGCACCGGUCUGCAGAAACACCUCUUGACGCACACGGGUGAGAGACCGUUCCAGUGUACGUGCUGCCAGAAGUCCUUCACACAGCUGUCCAUCUUGCACCGGCAUGAGCGCAUGCACACCGGCGAGCGGCCAUACCUCUGCUCGCAGUGCGGGAAGCGAUUUCUGUCACACGGCGAGCUCAUUAAACACGAUAAAACCCACCGGGACGAGAGACCAUACUCGUGCCCGCAGUGUCACAAGUGCUUCAAGUUCAAACGAGCACUGCAGGAGCACAUCCUGUCUCACAGCGGUGCACGGCCGUACCCGUGCAACUACUGCGGCAAAAUGUUUGCCAAACCCUUCGCAUUAAACCGACAUCACCUGAUACACACCGGAGAGCGGCCGUUCUCUUGCGCUCACUGCGACCGGACGUUCCUCACCUCGAGCGAGCUCGCUCUCCACGAGCGAGUGCACACGGGCGAGCGGCCCUACUGCUGCGUCACGUGUCCCAGGAAGUUCCGCAGUUCCUCUGAGCUGGCACGACACCGCCGCAGUCAUGCGCAGGAGCGGCCGCACAGCUGCAGCUACUGCCCGAAAGCGUACGCUACUGCCGCCAAACUCAAUAGUCACGUGAGAAUCCACACAGGGGAGAGCAAAGCCAAACACUCGCCUGCCGUGAACCAAACCGCAGAUGUGUUAGCGGCCAAUGCGCACGAAGCCGCAGAUGCCAUUACCAUUAUUUUAGAAUAGUGUCAGUGGACUGAUUGACAGUGUCUUUAGUCUAAGACUAAACUAACCCGUGUCGGGCAAAUGAUCACUUGGUUGUUUCAGAUUUUUGUGUUGCUGUAACAGUUUUCAAUACUCUUCAUCAUAGAUAAAGUAUCUUAUAGAAUAAUGUGUUGAUGUCAUUAGUUUAUUGACUUUGUCUUAAACUCAAAUACAGCUCGUUUAUGCUUCAUUUUCAUCUGCUGGUGUUGAGAGAGAGAUCCUGUUUUCUUUAAAGGUGAAGUGUGUAUCAGACUGAUUUAUUUUCCUCAUAGGUGAACUGAUUAUUAAUGAUAACUUAUAAACUUUUAAAGACAGACCAAGCAUGAACUCUGCUUGUGCACAUUAUUUCAACUCAUUUUUAAAAGAGUUUUAAUCAUGAAGUGUUUCUCCUUUCAUCCAUUCAGUCGUAUCCGACACUCUGCGACUUUAUAGGCAAGCGUUCUCCAUGCUAUCCUGUCGAGCACUGCAUCUCUCAACUGCAUAUCGUUGAGAGUUCAGUUCAUAUCGGUAUCCGCUUUGAUGGUGUCGAGCCAGCGUGUUCUUUGCCGGCCCCUUCUUCUGGUUCCACUGACCAUUCCCAACAUUACUGACUUCUCGAAUGAGUUUGCACACAUGAUGUGGCCAAAGUAAGUCAAAUGUCUAGUGAUUUUAGCUUUUAGUGUCGUCCCUGGUUUUAUGAGAUCCAGCACUUCUCUGUUUGUUUUCCUGGCUGUCCAUGGUAUUCGUAACAAUUUCCGUCAGCACCACAUUUCGAAUACAACGAUUCUCUUUCUGUUGGCCUUUCUUAGCUUCCAGCUCUCGCGCCCAUACAUCGUCAUCAGAAAAAUGAUGGCUCUGACUAAUCUGCUUUUGGUAGUUAGAGUGAUAUCUUUGCUGUACCACAUCUUAUUCAUGCCAACCAUUGCAGUGUGGCCCAAUGCGAUCCUGCACUUGAUUUUGAGGGUGGAUUCUCCAUCACGGUCGAUUUUUGAUCCAAGGAAGAUGAAAUCCUGAGCUGAUUCAAUUUCGUCAUUGAUUUUAAACUUCACUUAUCCACUAGCUGCUGUCGUCAUGAUCUUCGUUUUCUUGAUUUUAAGGUGCAGCCCCAUUUUUUCAAUUUCUUCCUUAAUUUUCAAAAUUAGAUGUAUUAGGUCAUCCUCCCUUUCGGCCAGCAAGGUCGCAUCGUCCGCGUAUCUCAAGUUGUUGUUGAUGAUUCUUCCGAUCAUCACUCCAAUAUUGGAUGAGUCCAAGACUAAAUUCCUCAUGAUCACCUCAGCAUAGAGGUUGAAAAGAAAAGGGGACAAAAUACAGCCCUGUCUCACACCCUUGCUGAUCCUGAACCAGUCUGUAUCACCAUAGAGUGUUCGCACCGUUGCUUUCUUGUCGAUAUACAGCGAUCUAAUAAGCUUGAUCAAAUGAACUGGCACGCCAAGGUCACGCAGAGCCACCCAGAGCUUGUCAUGUUCAACGCAGUCGAAAUCUUUGCUGUAGUCGAUAAAACGCAUGUACAGAUCUUUCUGGUAUUCGUGGGUGUUUUCAAUAAUCCAUCUGAUGUUGGCGAUGUGAUCUCUAGUACCUCUCCCUUUCCUGAAGCCAGCUUGGAUGUCAGGCAGCUCCAAAUCGAUGACCUGCUGUAGCCGCUGUUAAAUAAUCUUCAGUAGGAUCUUGCUGGCAUAAGAAAUCAGCGCUAUUGUGCGGAAAUUGGAGCAAUCUCGGGCGUCCCCUUUUUUUGGUAGUGGGCUAAUCACAGAUCUUGUCCAGUCCUUUGGCCAUUUACAAGUGGACCAUGUCUCUUGGCACAAGGCUUUGAUGACACUGACUGGCACUGGUUUCAGAGUUCUGCAGGUAUCCUAUCGAUUCCUGGGGCUUUCAUGCUAGCCCAUGCUGUUUCUUCCAAAAUGUUGGGUUCCCUGUCCAUCUGGCCAUUAUCAUUGUCUUCUUAGUGUUCAGUGUGACUGGCAUAUAGCUCUUCUGUAUACUCUCUCCACCAGUUAGGGUUAGGCUUAGGCUUCUGCUGGUUGCUCAAUUCAUUUUUAUCGCGAUCCCUGACUGUUCCUUUCCAGGGAGAGAAACUGGAUCGCAUCAGCUUCACUACAGCAAACAUGGCUCUGGUGUGUCCCUUCCUAUUGGCCUCUUCCAGAUGUUUACAUUGUUUUUUCCUGAGAAAGCUGUCAUUGACACAAGACAUUUCAAAAACACGUCUGUGUUCAGUGCAAAGUUUCAGUUUCUGCAUUUGCAGUUUGGAGAUUCCACCAGCAGGUGGUGAUAAAGUUCAUGUCCAAACUCUGAAAGUACAGAAUAUCAAAUCAUGUCCGUGAUGAUCACUGUUGUAGCCGUUUCAUGAAACAAAUAUUUAUGAGAUUUGUGUUAAACUAUCUUUCUUUAGGUCAUGGUUUAUUUUUCAUUAAUAUUAUUAUGCUUAUAUUAACAAUUCUAAUUAUGAUCUAAUUUGUAUUGGUAUUUUUCCACCUGUUGUCGUCGAGUGAUUUUUAAGUCACUGCAAAAGGUGCCACUGGAGGAAAUUAGAGAGAGUAAAAUGUUUGGAUUUGGAAUGAUUUUUUUUUUUUUUUACUUCGUUAUUUUGAUUAUAUUUUCAAGUGUGACUUGAAUUUAGAAAUAUUUUUGUGUUUUGAUAAAUUUAUUAAAAUGUUCAAAAUUGCAUUCCAAUACAAACACUCUUAAUAUACUAGCCAUUAAUUGUGUGUCAGUAGUUGAAAAUGAUUCAUUACACUGUGUAACACAGUUUUUGUUCCUGGGUAGUAAGUAUUAUUUCCUAAUUGCUUAUG
Molecule: messenger RNA, 5661 nt
Organism: Myxocyprinus asiaticus (Chinese sucker)
Lineage: Eukaryota; Metazoa; Chordata; Actinopteri; Cypriniformes; Catostomidae
Product: zinc finger protein 420-like
Exons: 9
Coding region: 11-2878 (955 amino acids)
Source: RefSeq, a predicted model, not a curated record